Amphibalanus amphitrite is the source of this 4183-nucleotide messenger RNA. RefSeq names its product potassium voltage-gated channel protein Shaw-like. Gene Ontology annotation, cellular component: dendrite membrane; neuronal cell body membrane; voltage-gated potassium channel complex. The coding region runs from base 94 to 2373 and encodes 759 amino acids. Gene Ontology annotation, biological process: protein homooligomerization; potassium ion transmembrane transport. The record is from RefSeq and is a predicted model, not a curated record. NCBI's taxonomy places the organism in Eukaryota, Metazoa, Arthropoda, Thecostraca, Balanomorpha, Balanidae. Gene Ontology annotation, molecular function: protein binding; delayed rectifier potassium channel activity. The transcript has 10 exons.
GCGGCGGUCCGUUUCCGUUGAACCACGCACGGACCAGACGAGCCACGUCUUGAGGGAGGAAGAGCGUCCCGCCGAGAAUCAGGAGCCUGGACCAUGGACGGGGAGAACCGCAUAAUCCUCAACGUGGGCGGCAUCCGGUUCGAGACGUACAAGGCCACGCUGAAGAAGAUCCCGGCCACGCGGCUGUCCCGGCUGACCGAGGCGCUCGCCAACUUCGACCCCGUGCUCAACGAGUUCUUCUUCGACCGGCACCCGGGCGUGUUCGCGCAGAUCCUCAACUAUUACCGGACGGGGAAGCUGCACUACCCGACCAACGUGUGCGGCCCACUAUUCGAGGAAGAGCUGGAGUUCUGGGGCCUCGACUCGAAUCAGGUGGAGCCCUGCUGCUGGAUGACCUACACCAAACACAGAGACACACAGACAACGUUGGCGAUUCUGGACAAGCUCGACUUGGAUUCGGAACACCCGUCCGAGGAGGAGAUCGCCAGAAAAUUCGGCUUCGAAGAGGACUACAUGGCUGGAAAACUUUCCUGCUGGCAAACUUUGAAGCCAAAAGUUUGGAGUCUUUUCGACGAGCCGUAUUCUUGUGUAGCAGCAAAGAUAGUAGCGGUGAUAUCAGUGUUUUUCAUCGUCAUCUCGAUCCUGUCGUUCUGCCUAAAAACCCACCCCAACAUGCGAGUGCCUGUGAUAGACAACGUCACUGUGACCGGUGUCAAUAACACCGUGCAUUGGACGCUGGACAAAAACCGCACCAACCCGCACAAGGCCUUCUUCUUCGUCGAGCUGGCCUGCAACAUGUGGUUCACCUUCGAGAUCAUCAUCCGCUUCAUCGUCAGUCCUAACAAGCUCGACUUCAUCAAGUCGCCGGUCAACAUCAUCGACUUUAUCGCUACGCUCAGCUUCUACACGGACAUGCUGACCGACUUCCUGCUGAACAAAUUCAACAAGAACCUCACCAACACCAACGCCGACAUCCUCGAGUUCUUCAGCAUCAUCCGCAUCCUGCGGCUCUUCAAGCUGACCCGCCACUCGCCCGGACUGAAAAUCCUCAUCCACACGUUCAAAGCCAGUGCCAAAGAGCUGACUCUCCUCGUCUUCUUCCUCAUACUCGGCAUCGUCAUCUUCGCAUCGCUGGUCUACUACGCCGAGCGGCUGCAGGCCAACCCGUACAACGACUUCAAGAGCAUCCCCGAGGGCCUGUGGUGGGCGAUUGUCACCAUGACCACGGUCGGCUACGGCGACAUGGUGCCCAAGACGUACGUGGGGAUGCUGGUUGGCGCGCUGUGCGCCAUCGCCGGCGUGCUCACCAUCUCGCUGCCCGUGCCCGUCAUCGUCUCCAACUUCUCCAACGUCUACUCGCACACGCAGGCUCGCUCCAAGUUACCGAAGAAGCGGCGGAGAGUGCUGCCGGCCGAGCACAGCCGGCGGGGACCGCGGCGGGAGCCGGGCGGCUUCCAGCGGCGCAUGAACGCCAUCAAACACCACCCCAACGCCAAGCAGCCGCACCCCCUGCACCAGCUGAACACUGUGAACGGCGUCGGCGGUGGCUCGGCGCUGAGCCCCGGUGGUUUCACUCCGGGAGUCUCUCCAGCGGCCGGCGCGGCUGCCCCCCUCCAAGCCCGACCCCCGGCCACCCUGGGUAUCAUCCUCGGCGUCAGGAGACAAGGAGCUGGUCUGCUGGUGCCACCCGGCCAGCCGAGCUUGGCUCCGUCGAUGCCGCCGAUCGAGAGCCGGCCACCCCUGCCCGGGUCCCUGGCCGAGCCACGGCCGGCGGCGGCACCGGCGCCCGGUCCGGCCCGGCCGGCCGCGCCGCCGGCCCUGGUGGAGGGUCAGCCCGUGCAGCAGUCGCCGCCGUCUGCCGCCACCCCGCCGCCGCCGCUCACCGUGCCAGAGGUCCUCAUCGAGACCCUGCCGUCCUGUCCCGACACGAUUGGCGUCGAAACUCCGCUGCUGCCCAUAUCAGACGACGGACCGGUGAUUGGGGGCGACAGCAGCGCCCCCAUCGCCGCGGCGGCGACCGCGGCAACUACCGCGGCCGAUGUCAUCGUCGAGUGCGACGCCACGCCGCCGCCGGAGAGAGCGGAGGAGCGGAGAGAGGAGGAGAGCGGCGGCUGGCCGGCGGUGACCUGCCGCCCGGAGGCCACCACCGGCGACGGUGUCGACGAAAUUCUCACCGCCGACGAGAGUACGAGACUCAUCUGCGAUGAGCGCAAGUUCGAUCGAAAUGACGACAACGACAAUCCGCUAGUAACGGCAGUGAUGCCGACAUCCGAGAUCUCCAUCGUCCUCACCAACUCGUCACCGACCGAGAUGGAGGAGACGGACGGCCUGAUGUCGUCCCUCGUCACCGUCACGCCCGGCGUCACCCUGUGACGUCACAGCUGACGUCAGUGCGCGGGACCGCUGAGAGGACAGCUCGGGACGUCCGGUGAUGUGAUUUACGGCUGACGUCAGUGGCGAAUGACGUGCGUGAUGUCGCUCUGAUGUGGCAAAGAACUGCUAGUGAUAAUUGAGUACCUAUACGCUCCACGUGCUGAACUCUCACAAGAAAGACAUUGAAGAUAAACGAUAUCAUAACAGUGUAGGGUGUCUGGUAAUGAGCAGUCUCUGACUUCCGUGACAAGGCAUGGCGGACGCAAUCAAGAUAACGCCGAUCUUAUUUAGAUCAGAGGAGCAGCAAUGUUUUGUGUAACAUAUCUGUACAAUUUUUGUUUACCGGUCGGUGUUUCUGUUUCCUAUAUGUCAUACAAGUUAAUAGUUAACACUAAAACCACCACUCAAUUCGGUAUCGCGCUAAAUUAAAUAUGACAACGCCAGUCCACCCCAAACCAACACCACUCGUCGCGAACGAGUGCGACCAGCAGUUCAGUUCUGAUGGUCUCACUCAAAGCGAGCGCGCCCCGCCACUUCUCUCCCGUCUAGCCGGGCGACACUCCCACCCCUCUCCCUGGGCGGGCGAUCAGGGCGGCUCGUUCGCCCAUGUCCGACCCAUUAGACCCCUGGGGAGCAUGUGCCCGGCCCCAGCCACUCUUGCCGCUGCUGAGCGCGGCAGUGGCAGUGGCGGUGGCGAAGGCGACAUUGGCUGGCUGAACGAUCGAUGUUUAUGUUUAUUUUUUGUUUGUGGUGAUUUCGUCGUCGCGGUUUCGCCUGUGUGGAGAUCAUAUGAGCGGCGAGGGGAAUGACGGGAAUGGUGCAGAAGUCAUAGAAUGGUUGUGAUGGUGAUGGCAGCGACGCUAUAGAAGCGAUGGGGCUCCUCGAGUGGUGGUGGUGGCAGAGGCGAUACCGAGUGUGUUGGCGAUAAGCCGCGGCGACCCGUCCUCUGAACGAACAUGUGCUCUAGGAGACGCCGGCAAGAGGUCGGUAACGGCGUGAUGGCUCGUAACGAGCGCGUGCCGCCUUCAGACCGAUUGUGACGAAUGUCCCUUUCUCUUUCAAAGCAGUCAGUUUGGCAAGCACCGGUGCAACCUAUAGCAGCCCGCCAACGCACUGCAUUGUGUGGGGCUGAGCACUGGUCUCUUGAAGUUGGCACUGCGGGGCUUCCUAAACACAGCCAACAAGGCUCGUUACGGUCCACUUUACAGUUGUUGACUGCGGAUGAAAGCGACAGGGGAUAGUCAGACGCGAUAUAAAAACCUUCAGACGACAGAAGUAAUGUGACGUGCUACGUUUAACGAGCCGCCUGAGACGGUAUAUGUAACAACAGGACGGAGUUAGUUAACAACAUCCCCAGUCCCCACACCCGGACGGAUACUGAUGCCAAGCCCGGCCAGCAGUGGCCGAGCUGGAUCGCCCUCGGUUCGGUCACAGCUUCCAAUGCAAGUUGCCAAGGGGACAGAACGUUGUGCCAACACGAAACAAAGGUAUCGGUCGCCAAUUACUGUGUCAACCGUAAAUAGUUGUCCAUGAGUGUUGAUGCCGGCGCCCGGGAUAAAAGUGACACUGAUCACUGAGAAUUAUCGCGGAUAGUUGCCUAUCCAGUAUUGGUGCGUGUGUGUGGCUGUAUUCAGAGAAGGAAGGUUGGAGAGUGCAUCAGGUCGUGUUCAGAAGUGUGCGAACCAUCAGUUAACGCAUACAUAUGCGUACUGUGCGUACUUCUGUAGACUGUAGACAUAUUGUAACUGUAUAAUAUUGGAGAUAUUGUAUACAUGUGCUGUCGAAUUUGAAUAUAAAUAUAUUUGCCCAU